Messenger RNA from Vitis vinifera (wine grape), 1807 nucleotides. RefSeq names its product 2-methylbutanal oxime monooxygenase. Bases 45 to 1640 code for a protein of 531 amino acids. The record is from RefSeq and is a predicted model, not a curated record. NCBI's taxonomy places the organism in Eukaryota, Viridiplantae, Streptophyta, Magnoliopsida, Vitales, Vitaceae. Gene Ontology annotation, molecular function: monooxygenase activity; iron ion binding; oxidoreductase activity, acting on paired donors, with incorporation or reduction of molecular oxygen. The transcript is spliced from 2 exons.
GGGACACCAAGCACAAACAUCACUCACCAGUUUCAUAGAGCUUCAUGGCCAUGGAAAUCGCAGAAGCUGUAAUGGAGGUCUUUUCUCCAUCUUCUGUAACAGACUGGCUUUUCACACUCAGUGUGGUCCUUCUUUCUGUCCUUUGUUUCUUUCUCGUUCAAAAAUGGGGAAACAGAGCUGUAUUAGAAAGAGCAACUACUCCUCCAAGCCCUCCAAAACUUCCCAUCAUAGGCAACUUGCACCAACUAAGCAAACUGCAUCACCGCUCCCUUUGGACACUCGCCCAGAAACAUGGGUCCAUCAUGUUUCUCCAACUAGGUAGCAUUCCCACCAUUGUAAUCUCUUCAGCUGAUAUGGCUGAACAAGUCUUGAGAACCCGAGACAACUGCUGCUGCAGCAGGCCUUCGUCUCCAGGGUCAAAGCUGCUUUCUUACAAUUUUCUGGACCUGGCCUUCGCCCCAUACUCAGAUCACUGGAAAGAGAUGAGGAAGCUUUUCAAUGCUAAUCUUCUGAGCCCGAAGAGGGCAGAGUCGCUUUGGCAUGCGAGGGAAGUAGAGGUUGGUCGCUUGAUCAGCUCUAUCUCCCAAGAUUCACCUGUCCCAGUUGAUGUGACACAGAAGGUAUUCCAUCUUGCGGAUGGCAUUCUUGGUGCUUUUGCUUUUGGAAAGAGUUAUGAAGGGAAGCAGUUUCGGAACCAGAAGUUUUAUGAUGUUCUUGUGGAGGCUAUGAGAGUAUUGGAGGCUUUCUCAGCUGAGGACUUCUUCCCAACAGGAGGGUGGAUCAUAGAUGCCAUGUCUGGACUCCGAGCCAAGCGCAAGAACUGUUUCCAAAACCUUGAUGGUUACUUCCAAAUGGUGAUUGAUGAUCAUCUUGAUCCUACCAGGCCAAAACCAGAACAAGAAGACCUGGUUGAUGUCUUCAUACGGCUCUUGGAAGAUCCGAAAGGUCCAUUUCAGUUCACCAAUGAUCACAUCAAGGCCAUGCUCAUGAAUACAUUUCUUGGUGGCACAGACACUACCGCAAUUACUUUGGACUGGACAAUGUCAGAGCUCAUGGCAAACCCCAGGGUGAUGAACAAGUUACAAGCUGAAGUCAGGAGCUGCAUUGGAAGCAAACCAAGAGUGGAAAGAGAUGAUCUUAACAAUCUCAAGUACUUAAAAAUGGUAAUCAAAGAAGCUCUGAGGAAACAUACACCAAUCCCACUCUUAAUCCCCCGUGAAACAAUGGACUACUUCAAGAUCCACGACAAAAGCAGCAGCAGAGAAUAUGACAUUUACCCCGGAACAAGGAUCCUAGUCAAUGCAUGGGGAAUCGGAAGAGACCCCAAAAUCUGGAAGGACCCAGAUGUGUUUUACCCAGAGAGGUUUGAGGACUGUGAGAUUGAGUUUUAUGGGAAGCACUUUGAGCUAUUGCCAUUUGGGGGUGGCAAAAGGAUUUGCCCUGGAGCUAACAUGGGAGUCAUCACCGCAGAGUUCACAUUAGCAAACCUGGUCUACUGUUUUGAUUGGGAACUUCCCUGUGGGAUGAAGAUAGAGGACCUUGGCCUUGAAGAAGAGCUGGGUGGCAUCACUGCUGGCAGGAAGAAACCUCUUUGCCUUGUUGCUAGGAGAUGUGGUUGCAGUUGCACUGAGCCUAUGUGACUGAAAGCUGUGGUAGGAGGGUAGUAGUCUCCAGCAUUCAUCACUCUUCCAUCAAUGAUGAUGAGUUGGGGAAGAAUAAUAUUAUCUUUCUUUAAUCACUGUAUUAGAUCCUCUAUCCAGAAGUUCCCCUUCUUAUGAUAAAGCUGCUCGCUUUGAGCUUUGGGAAA